Chlamydomonas reinhardtii is the source of this 3587-nucleotide messenger RNA. RefSeq lists its product as uncharacterized. The transcript is spliced from 17 exons. Gene Ontology annotation, cellular component: cytoplasm. Gene Ontology annotation, molecular function: RNA binding; 3'-5'-RNA exonuclease activity. The record is from RefSeq and is a predicted model, not a curated record. Bases 96 to 2933 code for a protein of 945 amino acids. NCBI's taxonomy places the organism in Eukaryota, Viridiplantae, Chlorophyta, Chlorophyceae, Chlamydomonadales, Chlamydomonadaceae.
CCAGCGCACCGCGCAUGACAUGUAAAUUACUGGGGAAACUUGACGAACGGGCUUUACAGACAGGACUUCGUGACUCUCGGGGCGCCACGUCCUUCAUGUUUGGUGUAGACUUGUCUUGCGGAUACUUGACCCUCAGACGACUGAACCAUACGCACCUUCCGCCAACAGCACCUCUUCACGUGCUAGAGCGUCGGCACGUAUCGCCGCGGCUCAGUCCCGGCGCCGCCACAGUCUUCCUCCGUCAAACUCCGCGCUUUCCCGCCAGCCGAGCGGUUGCGCCGGCCGUCCGGGCCUACCCAGCCAGCGCUCUCAGCACCGGCCGCGGCGCAAGCAGCGCCCUCACCAGCGUCGCCGCGAGCAGCGGCGACUGUAGCCACCGCAGCAGCCGCGGUUCCGAGCUUGUGUGCCGCGCUCAGCGCCCUCGCAGCUUCAGCAGCAGCGGCAGUAGCAGCCGGGAGCCGGCCUACGACGCCUACGAUUACCCGCUGCCGCAGCAGCAGCUAGAGGCUUGGUACUGGUCGACCGUCGCCGUUAGCGGCACCGAGAGUGGCACUACUAGCACCAGUGAGGACAGCGGGUCGGAGCAGCCCGCCCUCCAGCGGAUCCAACUACCACCAACGGUUAGCGGUUGGCCGACGACGACUCCCCAACCGCCAACGGACGCCAACGGCAACAUGGUGCAGGAGGUUGACCCGUUCACUCAGGAUCUGAAGCAGGUGGUGGCGGAGGCCGCUGCAGCCGCCAACGGCAGCGGCGCCGCCAACGGUAGCGGCGCCAGCACCUCUGCGGUGGUGGCGGCGGCGGACGACAAGGCGGCUCCGUCGGUGGAUGUGACGCGCCACAACUUUGACGCCAUGCUGCCGGCGGUGCGGCGCUACCUGUCCGCCUGCGACUUCUUCGCCUUCGACUGCGAGAUGACGGGCCUGUUCCUGGACGGACACAACGAGAACUACCUGGACGACAUGCAGGACAGGUACAACCGCACCGCCGCCUCCGCGCACGCCUACGUGAUCAACCAGUUCGGGCUGUCCUGCUUCAAGCGGCUGCGCCCCGACGGCCCCGCCGGCGAGCGCCGCUACGCCGCCGCCACCUUCAACUUCUACCUCUUCCCCAGGCCGCCCGAGGGGGGUGCCGCCGCCGCCAACUCGUCGGCGCGGCGCUUCACGUGCGACGCGGGCUCGCUGGCCUUCCUGGCGUCUCAGGGCUUUGACUUCAACCGCUGCAUCUACGACGGCGUGCCCUUCAUGCCGGUACGGCAGCGAGACGAGCUGCUGCGCCAGGUGGACAGCGACCGGGGCGGCGGCGAGGGCGGCGGCGGGCGGGCUGACGUGGUGCUGAGCAAGCCCGAGGACAUCGCCUUUGUGGAGAACCUGCUGGCCACGGUGCGGCAGUGGCUGGCCGCCGGCGCCGCCGCGCCCCUGGACCUGCCGCCCGUCAGCCGCUACCUGAGACUGCUGGCGUACCAGGCGCUGGCCCGGCCCGAGAGCUUCGGCGGCCCCCCUGGCGGCGCCCCCGACUGGCACCCGGGCUUCUACGUCAAGAAGGUUUCGGAGCCGGGCGCCUGGACCACCAUCCGCCUGGUGCCCUGCCGCAGUGCGGAGGUGGCGGCGGCGCUGGAGGCGCAGGAGCGGGAGGAGAAGAGGCAGCAGAUCGCCGCCGCCGCCGGCUUCGCGGCGGUGUGGGAGGCUCUGCGCGAAUGCGGGCGGCCGGGCGUGGGCCACAACUGCAUGUUCGACGUGGCGUACGGCGUGGCGCAGUUCGGGGAGGGCCGCCUGCCGGCCACCUGGGAGGGCUUCAAGGGCGUGGUGUCGGGCCAGUUCCGCGGCGGCCUGUACGACACCAAGCACAUCUGCCGCCAGCUGCCGGCCCUUGGGUCGGACACCAGCCUGGGGGUCAUGUUCAGGAGCCUGGCGCCGCAGCCGCCCGGGCAGGCCAUCACGCCGCAGCCGACCGCUCCGCCCUCACCCGACGCCCCCGCGCCUCCGCCGCUGCCGGCCAAUGUGGCCAUCGCGCACGCGCCGGGCUUUGAGAAGUAUGUGGACGUGGCCGCCGGCAAGCUAGCACACGAGGCGGGCUACGACGCCUACAUGACCGGCGCGGUGUUUGCGGCGCUGGAGGCGGUGGUGGGGCAGGGCGAGGCGGCGGAGGCGCAGGAGGGCGUGCCGCCGCUGCCGUACCAGACCGUGGCGCCGUACGUGUGGCGCCUCAACGUGACACGCUCCGACCUGCCGUACGCGCUGCUGCGCCCCUUUGACCCGCGCGACCCCGCCGCCACCACCCAGCCGGUACCGGAGCGGCCGCUGGUGUUCUACCUGGGACAGCUGUGCUACGGCGUGAGGGCCAACGACAUCCACCGCGCCUGCGAGGAGGCGGGCGUGGGCAAGGUGCGCAUCACCUUCCUGCCCGGCAACCACGCGCUGAUCGAGGUGGGCAGCCCCGAGGCGGCGGCGGCGGUGGCGGGCGGCGCGCUGGAGGCGCAGGAGAACCGGCGCAUCGCCAACGAGGUCCUGCGCUACGCCGACUACCGGGCUCGCAAGGAUGCCGCGCUGGCCGCCGGUACCUGGCCACUGCCCGGCUACGGCUCUGGCAGCUUCCGGCUUGCAGGCAGCGGCCCCAGCGGCCACCUGCCCUCGGGGGGCCUGCAGCAGGUGCCCAGCUUCGGAGCUGGCGGCGGUGCGGGUGCGGGUGCUGGGGUUGCUGGGCGUGGCGCGAAGCGGCAGCGGGAGGAGGCGGGAGCGGGGGUUGCAGCGGCGGGGGCGCUGCCGGGCGCGGGGUAUGCGGCGGCGGCGGCCGCCGCCGCGGCGGGCAUUGCGGCGGCUGGCGCCGGCGCGGCAGGGGAGGGGCAGGGGCAGGAGGGCGGUGGCGGUGGUGGUGGUGGUGAGGGGGCUUGGUGGCGGCCCAAAUGGCCGCGGUGGCUGCGGUGGCCGCGUUGAAGGGGGGUGCGGGAUCCGGCGUGCGUGGCCACCGAAGUGCGUGGGAACCGACGUGUGGGCGUGUGACGCGUCUGAUACAGAGCGGUGGAAUACAGCGGUGUGGGCAGGUGUGUAGAAAUGGGGGUGGGGUGGGGUGGACAGGGAGGAGGUAGUGGCGGCGCAUUGCGAGUUGUGACGGCGCUGAUGACUGGUUGGCUUAUUGCGCCUCAGGCCGUGAGGACCUGGACCAAGGUCAGCAGAGAUUGCUGAGUUGAGGAAGUAUUGUAGCUGUUUGGGUACCUUGUGUGAGAGGGGAUGUUCCCCAAUACCACAUGUCAACGUGCACGUGACUGGCCCAGGCUGUGACCCGCGUACAUAUGCGAUAGCAGCUGUUGUGUGGAACGGCGCUCAUCCGCUCUAUUCCGGCUCGGCUCGGAAAUUGCUAUGCGCAAGCCCAUUGUGGCUGGUCGGCCCCCAGCGUUAAGGUGGCUUCAGCGUGAGAAAACGACAGCUGCCAUGCGCCCAUGCGCUCAGUGCUUUCACACCCAUGCCCGCGCUAGUUUUUCGGCAAUUUUUGGCACCGUGCUAGAGCCUGGUGGGAUUACGGCUCACUGAACAUGGCCUCUUCUGGCAUCGUGCGCAUUCGUUUCUUUGAAGCUGUAAAGCAUCGUCGAU